AUGGCAUUUUUCAAAAAUUUUCAGCAAAAUCUGAACCUUCCUUCUGUGUCUUCUUUGGUUGACACCUUCAGUAAUGCUGUAGAUGAUCUAACCAGUGCUGUUGGAGAUGUAAGCUAUACAGUAGCUGAUUCAGUUACAGAGCAGGUAACAAACAUGAUCAACAGUCUUCGAACAGAUGAAACUGCUAAAACACAGGAAGAUAAAUCUGAAGUGGGUAAAGAGGAAAAUAGCACAAAUAAUGACAUAGGAAAGUAUAUGAGAGAAACAAAGUAUGACUCAGAAGAGAAGCAUAAACAGUCUGAUUAUUUAAAACAGAGUAUGUAUGGUAGAGGAGAAACCUAUCAUGGCAUAGACAAAAUGCAGAGACAGUUAAAUGCUACAGAACCUAAUGAACUUAAUGAUUCAGAAGUAUAUAGGGAUAUGAAUAAUUCAAUCAAACAUGGUAAACACAAAAGACAAACAGGAAAUAAGUACGUAGAAAAUACAUUGCCAAAAGAUACUGGUGAGAACUACGGUACAUGUAGAACUGAAGAAUCCCUUCAUGAAAAACCUAGUAAGAAACUGUAUCCAGAGCUAGAACAACCUAAGGACCCGUUGCAGAGGAAAGUUAAAAAAAAAUCACCAGAAGUUGAUUUCAUGGAUGCCAAAGAAGCUCAGAGUAUUGUAUCAAAGAAUUUAGAAGCAAAUGAAGUGCAAACAUCAAAAUUGCCAGAACGAAGGUCCAAAAUAGUACAUGGUGUUCAUGAAGUAAAAUCUAAGAAACAGAAAACAAAUUCUGAAUACCCCAGACAGUCUGUAACAAACCAGAAAGAAAAUGCCUCAUCUACUCUUUCAAAGGAAGUUGCAAAGCAAAAGCAUAAAGAAUCAGAAAGUUGUUCUAAAGAAGUGAGUAGUAAGAAGACACCAGCCAAAGACAAUUCAUACAUAAAUAAAGAGCAGCAUGGUUCAUCAUCUGAAAGUGAAGAUGAGGCGCUGGGUAAAUACCAUGAAGCCUUGUCCAGAACUCAGAGUUCAAGGCCACCAGCUGGAGAUAACAGACAACAGAAAAACUAUAUUUGGGAAACCAGACAAAAAUAUAGUCCUCUGUCCGCAGAGUAUGAUGGGUACAGUAGUGAAGCCUCAAUAGAUGAAGCUAACUGCAUUCAGAGAAUGAGACAAACACCUCCUCUUGAUGAACUUCAACCUCCACCAUACCAAGAUGACAGUGGCUCGCCGCACCUUUCGUGCACACCCUCUGAAGUUGGGGACAGCAAAUGUGAAUUUUCUCAGUGCAGCAACAGUCCAAGAUGUUCAUAUAAGUGCCCAAGUGAAGGAAGUACUGGCCAUGAGAUAGAAAGUUUCCAUAACAAAGGAUACGAAGAAGAUGUGCCCAGUGAUAGUACCGCUGUCCUUAGCCCAGAGGAAGUGUCAGCUCGAGGAUCAUCGUCACAGCUCCCUAAAUCUUUUGAUCCUGAACCAGAAGCUAAAUAUGGCACUCUGGAUGUGACUUUUGACUAUGACUCGCAGGAACAGAAGCUUCUGGUAACAGUAACAGCUGCCACAGACAUUCCUACUUAUAACAGAACAAGUGGAAGUUCAUGGCAAGUACACCUGGUUCUUCUUCCUAUCAAGAAGCAGAGAGCAAAAACCAGCAUGCAGCGGGGUCCAUGCCCUGUCUUCACAGAGACAUUUAAAUUUAAUCACAUUGAAUCUGAGAUGAUUGGGAAUUAUGCAGUACGCUUUAGACUGUACAGUGUACGCCGUAUGAAAAGAGAGAGGAUUCUAGGAGAAAAGAUAUUUUAUUUAACCAAAUUAAAUCUUCAAGGGAAGAUGUCAGUACCAGUGAUACUGGAGCCAGCAUACAGUAUUUCCGGCUGUGACUCCCAAAUGAGCAUGUCAGAAAUGUCCUGCAGUGAAAGCACCUCCUCUUGUCAGUCUCUGGCACAUGGCUCAGCUCCAGAAAUCCUCAUUGGACUGCUUUAUAAUGCCACAACUGGAAGACUAGCAGCAGAAGUGAUAAAAGGCAGCCACUUCAAAAACUUGGCAGCAAACAGACCACCCAAUACAUAUGUUAAGCUGACAUUGCUGAAUUCCAUGGGUCAAGAGAUGUCCAAAUGCAAGACAUCCAUUCGAAGAGGGCAACCAAAUCCAGUAUACAAAGAGACCUUUAUUUUUCAGGUGGCGUUGUUUCAGCUUUCUGAUGUGACACUCAUAUUGUCUGUGUAUAACAAACGCAGCAUGAAACGAAAAGAAAUGAUAGGCUGGAUUUCUUUAGGGCUGAACAGUUCUGGAGAAGAGGAACUAAACCACUGGACUGAGAUGAAGGAAUCCAAAGGACAACAAGUAUGUAGAUGGCACUCUUUGUUGGAGUCUUAA
Messenger RNA from Gekko japonicus, 2355 nucleotides. It is a transcript of the gene SYT14, whose product is annotated as synaptotagmin 14. The record is from RefSeq and is a predicted model, not a curated record. Lineage: Eukaryota; Metazoa; Chordata; Lepidosauria; Squamata; Gekkonidae. The transcript is spliced from 6 exons. The coding region runs from base 1 to 2355 and encodes 784 amino acids.